GACAUUUGCGUCAUGUCGUCCGCGCAUGCGCGUGUCACCCGGCAGUGAAACUCGCUUUUUUUCCACACAGGUGAACAACAGCAAAACAGACACCGAGCGUCAGAGAUCAGAAAUGGGCAAAGGCGGCGGAACAUUUGAGAGACUGUUGGAUAAGGCUACCAGUCAGCUGCUGCUGGAGACGGACUGGGAGUCUAUUCUGCAGAUAUGUGACCUCAUUCGGCAAGGCGAUACCCAAGCAAAAUAUGCAAUUGUUGCCAUCAAGAAAAAACUAAAUGACAAAAAUCCACAUGUUGCGCUUUAUGCUCUUGAGGUCCUGGAGUCGGUGGUGAAGAACUGUGGCCAGACGGUUCAUGAUGAAGUGGCAAGUAAACAAACGAUGGAAGAGCUGAAGGAGCUGUUCAAGAAACAACCCGAACCGAACGUGAAGAACAAGAUCCUUUAUCUGAUCCAGGCCUGGGCCCACGCCUUCCGCAACGAGCCCAAGUACAAAGUCGUCCAGGACACCUAUCAGAUCAUGAAGGUGGAAGGCCACGUCUUCCCAGAAUUCAAGGAGAGUGAUGCCAUGUUUGCAGCGGAAAGGGCCCCUGAUUGGGUGGAUGCUGAGGAGUGUCACAGAUGUAGGGUCCAGUUUGGUGUUAUGACCCGAAAGCACCACUGCAGGGCAUGUGGCCAGAUUUUCUGCGGGAAGUGCUCUUCGAAGUACUCUACCAUUCCCAAAUUUGGCAUUGAGAAGGAGGUGCGCGUGUGUGAGCCCUGCUUCGAGAUUCUCAACAACCACCCCUCCCUCUCUCCCCCUCCUAGGAAAGCCGAAGGGAAGGCCGCCAGCACUGGGCAGUCCGAGCUUCCCCCUGAGUACCUGACCAGCCCUCUGUCCCAGCAGUCUCAGGUAGUGCCCACCGAAUCAAUGCCUCCUAAGAGAGACGAGGCCGCGCUGCAGGAGGAAGAGGAGCUGCAGCUGGCCAUCGCGCUGUCUCAGAGUGAGGCAGAGGAGAAGGAGAGGAUGAGACAGAAAAACACUUACUCUGCGUACCCCAAAGCCGAUCCGACCCCUGUGACUUCCUCUGCUCCUCCUGUCAGCACUCUCUACUCCUCUCCCGUGAACUCAUCAGCUCCAUCGGCUGAAGACGUGGAUCCAGAGCUGGCCCGUUACCUAAACAGAACUUACUGGGAGAAGAAACAGGAAGAGGUUCGCAAGAGUCCCACCCCCUCCGCUCCUGCUCCGGUUUCACUGGCUGAGCCCGUGCCAAUUAGCCAACCGGUAGAAAGCCACGCUCCAGUCCAGCCCAUCAACAUAGUGGAGCAGCAGUAUCAGAAUGGAGAAUCUGAGGAGAAUCACGAGCAGUUCCUGAAGGCCUUGCAGAACGCCGUCACCACCUUCCUUAACCGCAUGAAGAGCAACCACAUGCGCGGCCGCAGCAUCACCAACGACAGCGCUGUUCUCUCUCUCUUCCAGUCCAUCAACAACAUGCACCCGCAGUUGCUGGAAAUACUCAACCAGCUAGAUGAAAAGAGACUGUACUACGAGGGUCUUCAGGACAAACUGGCACAAGUGCGUGACGCGCGGGCGGCACUCAACGCUCUGAGAGAGGAGCACAGGGAGAAACUGAGACGGGCUGCCGAGGAGGCAGAGAGACAGAGACAAAUACAGCUCGCCCAGAAACUGGAGAUCAUGAGGCAGAAGAAACAGGAGUACCUGGAGAUGCAAAGACAGCUCGCAAUCCAGCGUCUGCAGGAGCAGGAGAAGGAGAGACAGAUGCGUCUGGAGCAGCAGAAACACACCAUUCAGAUGAGAGCACAGAUGCCUGCGUUCUCUCUGCCUUACGCCCAGAUGCAGUCGCUGCCUCCUAACGUGGCAGGAGGGGUGGUGUAUCCCCCCGCUGGCCCACCCAGCUAUCCUGGCACGUUCAGUCCCGCUGGCUCAGUGGAGGGGUCGCCAAUGCAUGGGGUUUACAUGAAUCAGCCCGGACAGACGGGUGCCGGUGGCCCGUACCAGGCCAUGCCUGUGUCAGCUACAGAUCCCAACAUGGUGAACGCUUACAUGUAUCAGACUGCAGGCACCAGUGGGCAGCCAGCCGCCCCGGGACAAGCCCCUCCCACAACCACCCCUGCCUACACUAACUACCAGCCCACACCUACACAGGGCUACCAGAACGUGGUCUCUCAAGCUCAGAGUUUGCCCCCGAUGUCCCAGACUGCACCCACCAAUGGUAUUGCCUACAUGGGCUACCAGCCGUACAACAUGCAGAAUAUGAUGACCGCUCUUCCAGGACAAGACCCCAACAUGCCUCCCCAACAGCCCUACAUGCCCGGGCAGCAGCCUAUGUACCAGCAGAUGGCUCCCCCCGGCGGUCCACAGCAGUCACAACAGCAUCCGCCGCAGGCUCCUCCGGGCAGUGCAGAGGCUCAGCUCAUUUCAUUUGACUGAUCAUAGCUCAUCACAUGCCUUUACCCACCAGGUCCAGCACACUACAUUCAACUCUCCCUUACCCUGCUGUUUCUGGGUUUAUGGCCCUGCACCUGCUCUCGCUUCACUAUGCUCCGCAGAUACUGAAGGUGUACAAAUAUCGUGAAAGCAUUUGAGUCCCCCUCCUCUCUCCGUUUCUUUAAAUGAAGGAGGAGAGGCUACAAAUGGAGCUGGUGGGGAACCUUUGUCUCUUAACUGGAUGGAUCUCAUGAAACUCCGUGUCUAGAUCAUAUUUUACCCCUAAACAAUAAAAAAACCUUUUCUCACGCUUAUAAAAUAAACUUAUCUUAGACCGUUGCAUUGGUUUUGCAUCAUGAUAUCAGUUAUGACCGUUAAACGAUUACUUUCUCUGUUCUCGUUAUUGUAAAGCAGAAAAAUGGUAUUUCGUUUAAAUUGCGUAGUAGUUACAUGGUAAUAUUUGUUGUACUGCCUUUUAAUCCUGAUAUCAUGAUUUAAAAAUGACUGUAUAUCAUUAUUGUGAUUCACCGUUGACAAUUAUAAAUACUAAAAAACUCAUUAAACAUGAGAGUUUUGUUGGAAAUAUGAUUUAUGAUGAUGCAAGUAUCUCAAUGGACAAAAUUUUUUUUUUUUGUGUGUGUGUGGAAAAGCCCAUUUCUGCAAGAUAUGUGCGGUAAAGUUAAAAUAUAUUUUCAAAAUUAUACAAGCGAUAACUGACAGUAUUUCCGUUGUCUCAAGAUUAAAAAGUUUUGUCGUAAGGCUUUCAUAUCUCAAAUUUGAAAUACUAAGGCAUUAUGACGGUUCUGCUUUGUCGUAAUUGUGUUUUGAUGUCAAUUAUGACAAAGUAAUUAUAUAAAAGUCAUGCUUCUUAAAGUCAAAAUAAUAUAACCAAGUCAUAUAUAAAAGUUUCACUAAAGCUUAGGUGGUAGAAAUCAGAUUCUAUAAAAAAUAUGUUCUAGACAUGCGAGAUUCAUCCUCUAACUCUAACCGUAGUUUUUCCUUCUAAAACUAAACCGAUGCGAAGUUAGUCAUCGUACUAUAGAGACACAAACACGAUACGACAUAACCAUCUUUUGUGUCAUAUUUUUCUAAGAUGUGUUUGCAUGAGUGAAUAUGUAACAGCCUUUUUUUUUUCCUCUCUCUCUUCGGGUGAGAGACUUGCCGUCUUCAGCGAGGCAUCAUAGCAGUUAUUCAGCUCCGGUUUGCUGUAAGAUCUAGAGAUGUUGUGGAAUCCUCGCUAAUGAUUUACGCGGUGGACGGCGCGAACGCCUUGUAUAAUUAACAGCCAGUGAGGUGUCAACUUUAACGCCGUUUGCAUAUAUCGCCGAUCUGUUUCGAAAGGAAUAGGCUGGCGUUUCCAGAUACUGCGUGUAGGUCAGCCAGACGUCGCGUGUGUUUGUGGGGUUCGGACCUAGAACUAGACCAGUCGUUCGAUCUCAAAGCCGCGGUUUCAUUACCAAUUAAUUACACUGAAACACUGAGCACCGGAUCAAUGACGGGCAGAGGAAGUCUAUUUUUAGACAGCAGUUGUAAAAACUGUCGACGGCCUAUGGGAUGGUUUUGAUGGAUGAGGGGAACGCUGCAUGCUUGUAACACACACACACACACACACACACACACAACUGAACUGGUGACAUCUGUAACCCCUUUAAUAUCAUCUUUAUUCCAUACUGAUCCGCCUCAUGUUAAAAAGUCAUUUUAAGAUCAUAUUUAAUAAGUAUCUUGUUCUUUUAUCGGUCAUACAUUAGUGGAAAUGUUUUUUUUUUUUUUUCUUGUCUCUGAAAGUAUGUGCACAAUAAAACAAUGUCAAUCUG
This is a messenger RNA of Puntigrus tetrazona (Sumatra barb), 4236 nucleotides long. It is a transcript of the gene hgs, whose product is annotated as hepatocyte growth factor-regulated tyrosine kinase substrate. The transcript is spliced from 21 exons. Lineage: Eukaryota; Metazoa; Chordata; Actinopteri; Cypriniformes; Cyprinidae. The record is from RefSeq and is a predicted model, not a curated record. The coding region runs from base 26 to 2425 and encodes 799 amino acids. Gene Ontology annotation, molecular function: phosphatidylinositol binding; ubiquitin binding; metal ion binding.